AUGACGACGCGGGGCGCUGCCAUUGUGCCUGGCGGACGGAAUUUUGGGGCCGUGUUCUUGUUGAUCGUGCUCCUUGCACAGGAAGACGCGGGAUUCGGGGUGAAGUGCAUGGUUGGCGCAGUGCCCACAAAUAGCACAGCACCAUACGCCUUGCAGGGUCGAAUAUCAUCAAUCCAACCCUCAUGUGUUCAUCCCUGGGAGGAGACUUAUAUCAACGUUACAGUGGAGGGAAUGCAUGGAGGGCGUGCCAAUAUGUCAUGCUAUUUCUUGUCUUCAACAGCCUUUACAAAGGUGGGAUCCAACAAGGGCGACCAGGCGAUGAGCAAGUUUCUUGCAGAUGGUGGCCUCCAGAAGCUGCAGCAGGCAAGCAAUACAAAGGGAGCACUGCAACAUGGGAAUGGUACAAAUCUCGAAACUUGGUCCUGUAGAGUGCCUUCCAUUGCUACGGAUGUCGAUGUCAUCCCUGUGCUGGUGGCGAACUGGGCAGAGCCGGUGGAGGGAGGUUGGGAGAAUGUCACCAUUUCUGGCACGACAGUUUCCCAGAGGAUAUACCGAUCGGGUGUCCAGAAGAUAUGGCCAAGCCUGCUGCCUGUCAGGAAUGGCAUGGCUGUUUCAUUGGAGGGCGAAGGACUUGAGCCACCCAUCCAAUGCAUCUGCUCUGGGGGGAUGAAGAGAUCGUCAGCUGUGGUUGCCACACCCCACAAUGUGUCCUUUGCCCGGUGCACACUCCUGGACCCGCUUUGUUCAGAGCUCAACAUCACUUGGCAUGAAGGUAGCUGUGCAUCUACCUUUCCGGUGGGCUUUUAUGAGCGCCCUAACGUGUCAAAUAUAUAUCCUGCAACGAUUCCAAGAUGGGGCUUCUGUAAGUUGACUUUGGAGCUGAGCAACGUGGACCCUGCAAUGCUAAGAAACCUCAUGUCGUCACCAAGCAUGAGUGCUCCGCUAUUACGAUUGAGAGGACAUGGCCAUGUUGCAAAGGGCAUUGAAUUGGUAGGGUCCUUCAACAUAACCAAUGGCACAAAAGUUGAGUUCAAUAUUUCAACUGUACAUCAACCACUGAUGCAAGGUCUUCAUCACGUCGAGUUUGCGCUGAAUGGCAUGGAUUUUAUCAAUACUUCCAAGGUCAUCAAUGCGUCGGGCCCAUAUGUUGUGCUCCCUAAAACACGAGAGGGCCUGGAGGAGGGUGGUUCUCUGAACGUGACUGUUGAGCUCAGCGGCGCAAACAGCCUAAUGCCAGUGACGGCCAAACUGAAACUCAUGGCGGUGGGGAGUGCAAGCUCACUUGCAGAGCUUGUGAACAUGAGCUCCACCAGCGUGAGCUGGGCAAGGGGUGAAGCGGGCCUGAAGGUUGUCAGAAUUGAUGCAUUCCCGGAGACUGCAUCCCGGUGGGCCCAAGGCACUGUUGCAUUUGAACUGCAGAUCGAUAGCGUGAGUCAUGCUGACCGCCCGUCUGCACUGAGCGAUAGGACAACCUCUAUUUUUUUAUUGCAAAAGGGAGAGUUGCCUGUGUUCAAGGUCAUCGGAAAAAUGGUUUUGUAUCCAGAUAGCAGUGCAUAUCAUCACCCCCAGCAUGCACUGGUGGCUCUGACCAGUGGCAGCUCUGCCUUCAACUCAACUUUGAGGUACAUCAUAAAGCAGUCCAGGCCUGACAAAGGGCAUGCACCAGUUUGCAGCACUGCUGUGGGUGUUGUUAAAGAAACCACAGGAUUGAUCAAGUGGCGACCAGCACAGAAGAAUCUGAGUCUCCCCAUCCAUUUGCACUGGGGCAACAUGACUUACAGCACUGAGCUGCACGUCUCCAUAGUGCUUGAACCAGUGGAGGUGGCAAGCGUGUUGCAUGAGGAGGUGGUUGUGCUGCAUGCUUUCGGAGUGCAGAAUGACUCGUGUCCUCCAGGAUUCAAGACCUCUUCACCAAAGCCACGAAAUGUCAUCGAUACAGGUGGAAGAUUGGUGCAUGAGCUGAGCCUCAGAGGGCAUUCGGGGAAGUCAAGGAAGCACACGGACAAAGAACUUAAUCCAUCUUUUACCCCUGACCAGCACAGUUAUGUUGCUUUGGUGCCGUUUGGGUUGAUGGGAGCAAGGUUGGUGAUCCACAGCAGGGUUGAAGGGUCAGCCAUCGCUAUUAGUGGCAGCGACUGCCUGGUGGACAGGGACCUCAAAUGGUCUGAUUGUGGGUCGGGCUGUGAGCCGGCCUCAGAGAUGAGGGAGGCAGUUGCUCAUGUCAGCCUGCCCAAAGACAAUCAAAAAGACUGCCAUUUGGUGGUGCAUGCCCGCAAACUGGAGACAGCCACCAACACGACCUCAGGCUUGGGCGGUUCCCUUCGUGGGCUUCUCUCCACACCCCAGCGAAACCCCAGCUUCGAUGAGUACCAUGUUUCCUUCCUACAAUUGGGAAAUCCUUCACAGGCUGAGUUGCAUUCUGUAGUGCUUCGAAACGAGACCCACAUGCUGGAAAUGUGUGGCCCUUGGGCUGGAUCUGCAGCGGACAUCAAGGAGCGGCAAUGGCUGGAAGAUGUGCAACAGGAAGGUUCUCAUGUGUUGAUUCCAGGAUACCCAACUCAGAAGUGCACUGUGCACAGUAAAAUAAUCCUUGAUACACCACCUGCUGGAGACCCCCUGUGGAUAAUCCCAAGGCUGAAACAUCCAGAGGUGCUCGAAACGACUGUGGAAGUUUAUGGAGUCAUCGUGCAGGGCCCUGGCAAGCUGCAGGGCAGUGCACUGAACGCUACUGAAAUCCCGACUGCCAACAGGUCCAGUGCUCCUACGAUUGUUGGCACAAGGAUGAUGGGGCUGCCAUCCUUCCGUGCGAACUUCUCCCUUGGCUUUGACAUUCUUGUCACAGCUGCAGACAGGGUAACCUCAAACAGGUACCAAUUUGUGCUGGGAAAUGACAACAGAACCAGGGGUGAAGCUGGUCAUGGACAGAGGGAGAAGAAUGACAGUGUCCUUAGCCGCGACUGGGAAUUGAAGGGCUGGCCAAAGUCUCCAGCACAGAAUGCGCAGUGCCAUGCUUGUGAAAAGGGGCACUACUCCUCAGGGGUCAAUGUCCGAACAUGUUCAAAAUGUGCACCAGGCCAUUUCGCAGACACCUACGGGAGUUGCAAAUGCACGCCGUGCCCAGCAGGAACUUUCACCUACAACUGGGCCUCCGAGAAUUGCAGGUCCUGCAUUCUUGGGACAUACACAUCAGAGACUGCUUCUCAAUACUGCAAAGUCUGUGAGGAGGGGUGGAUGACGGAUGGGGACAUGCGUGACAACUGCACAGUGAAGCUGCUGCCCACAGAUUUGUCAAGAGAAUAUGCAAUAAUUGUUUCCCUGGGCGUCAUUCUCAAUGGCAGCUCGCUGGACGAAAUCCAGACCUUGAAGACCGGUUUAAUUUCGGGUGUGAAUGCGUCGGGGGUUGCUGUACUUGAGCUGUCAAUACGAGCAGACAUGGCUGGUGUGUUCAAUAUAUCAAUGGGUGACGUGUUUGUGACACACAUAACAGACAUGCCUGACGUGGGCCACCGUCGGCUGUUGCUCAAUGUGUCCUCCACAGUGAAGGUGGAUGACUCUCGAUGUGUUAGUGGCACAAAGGAGGAGUGUGAAGCCGCCUUCAAUCUGGCUGAGCACAAAGCAGAUGACAAGCUCAUUGAGGUGCAGAACAAUCCUGAUGCUUACCUCCAACGCACAAUACAGGCAACCAAUUCUCAGCGACAGGUGUCUCUUGAGAAAAGCGAUGUCAAGAGAAAUUGGCCAAGCAACAGGCGCAAGAAUUUUUGGAUCCGUUAUGGCUUGAUUGCUUUCCCAAUUAUGGCUGUUGGCCUGCUGGUGGUGAGUGCAGUAUGGUGGUGGCGUCGCUUGACAAAGAAGGAAAGGCUUCGAUUCAUGGAUGCCAUGCCUCUGCCAAGGUCGCUACAUUGGGAUGUCCUGCGAGUGCCUUCAGGAUCAACACUGGGCGAUGAGGAUCCAGAUGAUGUAGAUUCAGAUGGCGCUGUCGUUCGUUUUCCGGGAAGCAGGCACCGCAUCCCUGUGAGCGACAGCGGAUCUGCUUCAGCAUGA
This is a messenger RNA of Ostreobium quekettii, 4041 nucleotides long. The record is from the annotation of a GenBank genome assembly. NCBI's taxonomy places the organism in Eukaryota, Viridiplantae, Chlorophyta, Ulvophyceae, Bryopsidales, Ostreobiaceae.